AUGUUGUGGCCGUUGACGAUUCUCUCCGUGGCCGUGCUGUACGUUGAUACAGUUCAGGCGACUGCUUCAUGGUCGGACAACGUAAAGGGACAAUCGAUUGACGGAGAGGGGACCGGAGAGGAUGGAACUGAGGUCAUGCGUCACCCCCCAGCAAUUGCCACCGCUCACGGUGGAGGCGGCACUGACCGAGGACAUCGGGACCGACGACGAAAAGAGCACGCCGGGCACGUUCAAGUAGCUCCGUGGAAUUCAGGGUUGCAACUGGUAAUUGAGCACCCUACAAUGCUCACUGUAUCCCCGAGAGUAACUCGAAGAGCCAAAUGGAGGAAAGUUCUUGUGGAGUUGCUUCCUGCAGUUGCUUUCGCUGGCCUUCUGGCAUACUUAGCGCUCAGGAGACAGCCACUAAUCAAUGUAAGUAGCAUUGCACGUGGUUUGGCGCCUGAUAGUGCCGCAAGGGAGAGAGGGGAACCGUGGUGGCGAAGGAGAUCGCCCUUCGUGCCUCUGCCGGUGGAGGAAGAGCCAUUCUACGACAUUGAUACAGGUGUACACACGGACACGGAGGAUGAAUGA
Messenger RNA from Neospora caninum, 570 nucleotides. RefSeq lists its product as hypothetical. Bases 1 to 570 code for a protein of 189 amino acids. The transcript has a single exon. The record is from RefSeq and is a predicted model, not a curated record. NCBI's taxonomy places the organism in Eukaryota, Apicomplexa, Conoidasida, Eucoccidiorida, Sarcocystidae.